AUGACGCCAAAGCUACCCGCUCCUCCUCGGGAGUUUGAUGGAACUCGAAGAAUUGCUCCACGCGAAAAAUCCACAUUAAUCUUUUAUCACCAGAUAUUAUGGUGUUUCAUACCAUUUAUAGGUAUCUUUGAGCGGUUCCGUGGAAUACUUCAUGAAGGAGAAAUUGACAAGAGGGUCCAGUUCUUGAUUGAAGGCCUUUUUGCAAUAAGAAAAGCCAAAUUUCAGGGAUACCCAGCUGUCCGCCCAGAACUGGACCUUGUGGAGCAAGAAUAUCAAUUAACCCAUGAGUUAUCCCUUGAUGAUGAGAUUGGUCCAGAGAUUGCUCUAGAUAUUUUUAAGCCGGAUCCAAAUUUUCUGGAGAAUGAGAACCGCUAUGAAGAGUUAAAGAAAAAUAUACUUGGGGAGGAGUCUUCAGACGAUGAAGAUGGCUCUGAUGCAGGCACAGAUGAUGAGGAUGAGGAUGAUGAGAAAUCUGAAGAAGAGCAAGAAGACGAAAUGGAGAUAAAUGAUGAAACAGAGACAAAUCUUGUGAAUCUGCGGAGGACAAUUUAUCUGACAAUCAUGUCGAGUGUCGAUUUCGAGGAGGCUGGUCAUAAGUUAUUAAAAAUCAAACUAGAUCCAGGUCAGGAGAUGGAGUUGUGCAUCAUGUUGUUGGAAUGUUGCAGCCAAGAGAGAACAUAUCUUCGAUAUUAUGGUCUUUUGGGACAGAGAUUUUGUAUGAUCAACAAAAUUCACCAGGAAAAUUUUGAGAAAUGCUUUGUCCAGCAAUAUUCAAUGAUUCACAGGCUUGAAACAAAUAAAUUGCGUAAUGUGGCCAAGUUUUUCGCUCAUCUACUCGGAACAGAUGCUUUACCUUGGCAUGUUUUGGCUUAUAUACGUGUGACUGAGGAGGAUACAACUUCUUCUUCACGUAUUUUUAUCAAAAUUCUCUUCCAGGAAAUGUCAGAGCACCUUGGUAUUCGCUUGCUGAAUGAACGUCUUACAAAUCCUACCAUGCAAGAAUCUUUCGAGGCUAUUUUCCCAAAAGAUAACCCAAAGAACACAAGGUUUUCAAUAAACUUUUUUACGUCCAUUGGUCUGGGUGGACUUACAGAAAAUCUACGUGAAUACUUGAAGAACAUGCCUAGACUAAUUAUGCAACAGCAAAAGGCAGUAUCAGGAUCAGACUCCGGAUCAGAAUCAGAUUCUGGGAGUUCAGGUUCAGCCGAGUCUGAGGACUCCACUUCUGAAUCCGAAUCCGAGGCAUCGAGUUCUGAUAACUCUGAAAGUGAAAGGGGUAACAAGCGCUGGAAGCGUCAGAGGAGAGAUUGAAGCCAUCUUUUGUAACUUAAGCACUGGAGGUGUACCAUAUGUUCUUUUUAGAAUGUAGAUUGUGCAGAUCUGGAUUUCAGACUUUUGAUGCACUGUUUUGCGUGCCUUCAAAAAAUUUCUUGUAUGAUGCAUCAUCUACACUUUCUAUAAUGGCAUUUCUGCAAUGAUCCUUAUCCA
Molecule: messenger RNA, 1488 nt
Organism: Macadamia integrifolia
Lineage: Eukaryota; Viridiplantae; Streptophyta; Magnoliopsida; Proteales; Proteaceae
Product: pre-mRNA-splicing factor CWC22 homolog
Exons: 6
Coding region: 1-1311 (436 amino acids)
Biological process (GO): mRNA splicing, via spliceosome
Cellular component (GO): catalytic step 2 spliceosome
Molecular function (GO): RNA binding
Source: RefSeq, a predicted model, not a curated record